This is a messenger RNA of Lotus japonicus, 1932 nucleotides long. Its product is annotated as F-box/FBD/LRR-repeat protein At3g14710-like. Gene Ontology annotation, molecular function: protein binding. The record is from RefSeq and is a predicted model, not a curated record. The coding region runs from base 261 to 1607 and encodes 448 amino acids. NCBI's taxonomy places the organism in Eukaryota, Viridiplantae, Streptophyta, Magnoliopsida, Fabales, Fabaceae. The transcript has 4 exons.
CUCUAAUCCUGUAAUACUAACGGAGUGUUAGUUCAAAUAAUACAUUUCUCUUAACUAAAGUUUUAGGUUCGAGUUUUAUAGAAGAAUAAAAUCUCCGUUUGAAGAAUUAGCCUACAAUGAUAAUAAUAUGAAUGUUUUCGGCUCGAAUAUGAUAAUCUCGGGUGGAAAAUACUUAUACAAGCACCAAAGGGUGUGACUUAAAAACUUCCAAAUUUUUCCAUGUUAGCUGUUGCCGUCUAUAAAGGUGCUUGGUACUGAUCAUGGAUUCAAAUGCUGCAACAGAAGUUGGAGAAAUGGACAUGAUUAGCAAUUUACAUGAGAGCAUUCUGGGUCACAUGCUGUCUUUCCUUCCGACUAUAGAAGCAAUUCGGACUAAUGUGUUGUCUAAAAGUUGGAUUGAUGUUUGGAAAUCUAUAAAAUGUCUAAAGUUUGAUGACAGUUUGCUCAUUCAUGGCAAGAAGAUGCAGAAAGAGGAGUUUGUGUGUUUUGUGAACACAGUUUUAUUUCACUUUGCUAAUUCAACCAUACAGGGUUUCUCUCUUUGUUUAACAUGUUAUAAUUAUGAUUCACCCCAAGUGAGAGCAUGGAUCUCCUCUGUGUUAGAAAGGGGAGUCCAAAAGCUUAACAUUCAGUAUGCUGAUAAAGUCCUUCUUUCUUCCAAUUCCCUUUUUAGCUGCAUUUCUCUUGUAGAGUUGGUGCUUCAAAUGAGAUGUACUCUUAAUGUUCCAAUCUCUGCCUGUCUCCCAAACCUUCAAAGCCUUCACAUUUCCGGGGUUAGACUAGUGAGUGAUUCCUGCACUUGUUCCAAUGACAUAUCUCUUAGCUUCCCAGUCCUCAAAGUAUUUGAAGCUAGAGGAUGUGAGUGGUCAACUAUGCAGGACAUUAGUAUUCAAGCACCUCUACUUGAAAGGCUUUCCAUUAAGAAUUCCUUAUCAAAUGAAGCUUGUAAAUCUGCCAUUAAGGUUUUUAGCACAUGUCUAACAGAUUUUUCUUAUGAGGGUGAUCUUGAACAAGAGAUCAUUCUAUUUGAUCCGUCAUCCAUUCGCAGUGCUUCUAUUGUGAUUGUUAUUGAUGAAGAUAGAAUGGACAGAAUCAAAAAACUUGUGUUUCAAGCACGAAAGCUUCUCGGACAAAUCCAUCAAGUGGAACAACUGAAAUUAUUGUUUUACAAGGUCUUAAUCAAUGCUAAAGGUAUCUUCAACCAUUUGCCUGCCUUUGGAAGGUUGACUAAUCUGCAACUGAAUGAGGUUACUGGUGAAGCUCUGUUGCACUUUCUCCACAAUUCCCCAUUUCUUGAUACUCUUGUUUUACUUAAUGGAGUAUGUGACUUGAAUAAAGAUGUUUUGGCUGCUGCAUCAGUGCCCCUUUGCUUUUUGUCAAGCUUCAGAGUAUUUCAGUUUAAUGGAUUUAAUGUGAAAGAGCAUGAGCUUUGUCUGGUAAAAUUUGUGUUGGCAAAUGCGGCAAUCUUAGAGCGGGUGACUAUAUGUACAGCUUUUUGGUUGCGAUAUUCUGAUAUUGACAUGGGGAAAGUUAAGGGACAGAUACUCUCAUUACCAAAAUAUUCCAGAUCAUGCAUGAUAAAAUUUUGUGAUGUCAACGGUUCCUGAAGAUUUCAUAACAUCCAAAGAGUACUUGCACCUCACCAGUCAAAUUUGUGUCUGUUGCUUUAUAUAGAAUACUUUUUUCUGUAUGAAUCACGAAAAAAUAUAAUGGAAGCUGUCAAAAUUUAACUGACACCUUAAUCCCCCCUUGCAGCUUCACACUUGGUAUUAGUGUUUGUACUGAUAUAGGCGUAUCAACAUUGUAACCUAAUGGGCUUUGAUAUAUAUGUAUAAUAAAUGGGCCGGGCGACCCAUGACCUGAACAGGUCAAAACUCAGAAUAUAAAUACUAGACACCACCUAAGCGGUUGGGGAUCUAAUCUUUUCACGCA